AUGAUGGAAGUAACAGGCGAAGAACUUGCUGCAGAAGACAACGACAUUCCGCAGUAUUUUCUUCCGCACCACGCCAUUCUACGCCCUGAUAGCACGACCACGAAGCUCCGCAUUGUCUUCGAUGCAUCCUGCAAGAGCGGCUCCGGACCAUCAUUAAACGACAUCCUGAUGACCGGUCCGACUAUCCAGGACACACUCAACGACAUUGUUCUUCGCUUUCGGCUGCCACCGCUGCACUGUGGUCCACAACCAUUGCUGGCUGUCAUCCGUCAACAGUUCUGGCCAUUGGGUGGCCGGAAUUUGGCCCGCGACGUGGUGCACAAGUGCGUUACCUGCGUGAAAGUUCGACCUGGCAACCUCGUGCAACUGAUGGGGUCGCUGCCAGCCGUUCGAGUAAUCCAAUCGUACGCCUUCGAAAAUGUAGGCGUGGACUUCGCCGGCCCUUUCUACCUCCAGCGGCCGAGCCCCCGCGUGGCACCGAAGAAAAGUUAUGUGGCUGUCUUCGUUUGUAUGGCCACCAAGGCCACUCAUUUGGAGCUGGUCAACGAACUUACUACAGCGGCAUUCAUCGGAUGUCUUCGUCGCUUUGUCGCCAGGCGCGGUCGGCCACACAACAUAUAUUGUGACAACGCCACGAACUUUGUGGGUGCUGGACGUGAAGUGCGCAACCUUUUCCGCUCUUCACAACAUCGUCAUUCCGUUGCACAUGAGGCAGCUUCCCAGUCGAUUCAAUUUCAUUUCAUCCUGGCCAAAUCGCCCAACUUCGGUGGGUUAUGGGAAGCCUGCGUAAUAUCAAUGAAGCAUCAUCUACGUCGGGUCAUCGGAAACGCAUUUCUACCACGCGAAGCCUUCUGCACCGUUCUCGCUCAGGUGGAAAGCUGCCUGAACUCGCGACUCAUCACACCGCUGUCCAGCGACCCCAACGACAUGCAAGCGCUAACGCCUGGGCGUUUCCUGAUCGGCCGGGCUCUGUGUGCCCUUCCGGACUCCGAUUACAUCACCAUCCCGGAGAACCAUCUUCGCCUUUGGGAGCGCGUGCAGCGCCACAUCCAACACUUCUGGAAGAGAUGGCACCGAGAAUACCUCACCACCUUCCAGCAACGGUACAAAUGGCUGUGUAUCCUUCCAGUCGAAGUAGAUCCAGCGAAAUUUUCGAGUGCUAGUACUGGUCCCACGUCAGUACCGGCAAACUCCACAGGGUCAACUGACGAUCUUGGUCACCUCAGUGCCUCUGCAGGAGCAGCUGGCCCAAUCCGUGACGUAGUAUUAAGUGAAGAUGAAGAUUAA
This is a messenger RNA of Aedes albopictus (Asian tiger mosquito), 1287 nucleotides long. RefSeq lists its product as uncharacterized. The record is from RefSeq and is a predicted model, not a curated record. The transcript has 3 exons. Gene Ontology annotation, biological process: DNA integration. Bases 1 to 1287 code for a protein of 428 amino acids. NCBI's taxonomy places the organism in Eukaryota, Metazoa, Arthropoda, Insecta, Diptera, Culicidae. Gene Ontology annotation, molecular function: nucleic acid binding.